AUGCUUCGAGUACAACGCAGCCUCUCUCCUUCCAGCAUCUCGGCAGCCUCGCCCAUCCAUCGCAGACCAUCCUACGGUCCUCAGCUAUCGGUGCCGGGCUCGGCGCCCGGCGUCGCCGACCCUUUCUUCGAUCAGUCAUCACUGGCUAGCUCGCCCGGUGCCAGCUCACGCCAUCGUCGCGGCUCUCGUUCUUCUAUCCUCGCGUCCGCCUCCGAAGUUGCAGGCACUGCUUCAGACAGAGAGUCGAUCCGCUCGGCUGGUAGCAGCUCACGCAUCGGUCCCUCCACACCAACGCAGAAAGCUAGAAGAACUUCGCGCGGCGAGGAUUUCGACCGGAAUGCCUCGCCCGUCUCCUUCUACUCCUCAUUCGAAGCGCCAUUGACAUCGCCUCGACAGUCGCGCCAGGGAAGCCUGCAGCCCGAGCCUAUCCGCCUCUCGCACAUUCCGCGCUCGCCAUCCCCCACUCACCUAGCAGCAGCCCACUCAUCGCCCAAUGGCCCUUAUCGCUCUCCACCAUCCAAGCACAAGUCUGCAUCUAGAGACCAACACCAGCGCGACGACGCAACACCCACCAAGCGAUCCGUCUCGGCUCAGCAUGUUGCCAGUUCCGAAGGGCCCGCCUGGUCGUCGUCCAAUUCCAUGCGGUCGUUCUCAGCCAACUCAUGGCAGCAGCCCAACUCGCCCACUCGCGACCCGCCUUCAUCUCGUGGAUCCGAUGCAAUUGCUCGGCCUACCCGUAUAAUCCCAACGAGCUCCGUGGGUGACUCGUUUGACCCCAAGCCAAGAGCCAUUUCCACCUCCAGGUCUACCAACGGCUUGAAGCGGCCCGAUGACUUAACUGCUACUCGACCGCGGUCAAAGAGUAGCAUCAGCUCCAAGCCAACAGAAUCGCAGCCUUCCGUCAAUGCGCAAUCUUCAUCUUCUGGCGUAGCGCCGUCAUCCAUUCAGUCCACCAAGACGCUCGCACCAGUGCCCUCCAAGCUCAGUCUGCGUUCCCGCAUCUUUGGCGGCCUCAAACCCACCAAUUCGGCAUCCCCAACUGCGUCCUCAUUUGGCUCAGGCACCGAGACGCCAUCGCCUAGAUCCCCUCACUUUUCACCCUCCAUUCACUCAGAAGGCUCGCACAGCGAUCGCCACUCUCGAGAUUACACCGAUGGCCAUCUCCUCGACCCAGCUCAAGCUUUGUCUCACUACGCAGAGUCUUCUCAGUCACAUGGUCGCGGCGAUGACGAUGGCAUAGGCGAAACUGCAAAUGGCGACUUGAACGCGAACGCAAUUACCGCUCGCAAGGCCAGUAGUGCAUCCAGCUUCCUCCGCAAGACGAUGCGCUUUAAAGAAAAGCCUGCCUUUCUCAAGUCGCGUCCCUCCGUAUCAUCCAUGAACUCGGAUUCCGCCGCAUCUACUUCCACCUCGGUUCCUCCUUCCCCGCUGGAUCCUCCCAUCAACUCUGAAGUCGAGGAUGCUGCCAGAAACGCUCCCUUCUACAAGCAAGUAAGCGGUCGUAGGGGGCUUCAAUAUCGCCAAGCACCCUCGGAAAGUGCGAACGGCAUGUCCUCAGAAACUCGCUUGCUUUCGCAAGCAACCGAAGGCGAACAAGUGCCGAGCGCUAUCAGACUCUUGCCUGCGGUGACAGAACGCGACCUGGAAGGUUCACCGAAGCUACAACGCUCGUUAUCGUACAAAGCCGGUGCGAACCCGGAUCGCCAAGACCCUAGCUCACCCACAGUCAAUUCGCAUUCGAAUGAGUCAGGUGCAAUGUCGCAACAAAUGGCAGUCUCGCCACUGGAAGCGGGCUCCCGAUCUCGAAUCCCUCGGAGCAGCAGUCUUCAUGGCUACGUCGGUCGCAACAGUCCAUCCGCCGCUUCACCCUUAAAGAUUCUAUCUGAACAGGCUGCAGCGUCACCCUCUUCGCUGACAGACGUACCCGCGUCUCCACGUCGAAGGCCACGAUCGGGAUCUGACCACCCGUUUUCUCCUCAGAUACAACCGCGUACCACCAGCUCGCCCCGCCAGAGCUCGGCUCGUCGUCCCCUUACCUCGCAAGGCAGUCCCUCGCCCGCUGCAUCUCCUAAAGCAGGCGCUUCGUACACCAGUCGCUCGACACAGCGAGCAAGCCGACCCAAAACGGCUGACAGCGGCCAUACUUAUUCAGGCUCUCUUUCUAGUCUGCGUGACAUUAUGAUGGUGGCCAAUGCAAUUUCGGAAGAAGGUGCAGUCUACCACACACCUGAAAAGACACAGAUCGCACGGUUCGAAUCCAACGCGAGCCCGUCUACUGCUUCGCAAACAGCGGCUUCUCCCAGCGAGCAAAGGCGACCGGGACUUCCACCCAAGAAUCCUCUUCGGAAACAGCGACCGUCUGGAGCCAGUGUCACCAGUACACCCUCCGUCUCUGGCAAUUCUCCUGCUUCUGUUCACACGAGUGGCGUCUUCCCCGGUCCUUCGAUGGCCAGAACAGCUGACGAUUGUCUGCUCCGCCCCGCUUCCAAGGACGCUGCAGAGUCUAAGCGUCCGAUUCCAGCCUCAGUGUCCACGCCGUCUCUCACCGAUCUCCAGGCCCAGACCUCGAAUGUGGCUCAAUUUUCACCCAUGGACAGGCAGACGAGCGGGGACUACGUCCUAUCUCGAGAUGCUGCCGCGUCGCAAGACGCGUCGCAGGACACAGCUCUCGCUCACGUUCCAUCCCGCUCUUCCGGCUUGGCGCAUGGAACACGCAGCAGCUCUUCUUCGCCCGCACAAGCGUCCUUUGGAUCGACGCAACAGCUUUCACGUGCACCGUCGACCGACUCUACGGUCGGAUGGGUGGCGAGGAGGCACGAGCGUUCUGUAAGCGAUGCCGCCAGUUCUUUCACGGACCUGAAGAACCCUCUUGGCAUGGGUGCUUCCACGCCUUCUCUCAGUUCAGAAACCUCCUCGGGCACCAAGAAGAAGAAGGAAGGGCCAGGCAGCAAGAUCUUCUCCUUUGCGCGCGAUAUCACGCAUCGAGAUGGCAGCAACGAUGCAACUAGCACGAUCACAAGUUCCGGAACCUUCCGGCUUGGAAGGAACAGCAAGUCGAAGAAGGCAGACGCUUCUUCGCGGCCCGUCAUUCGCAGACUGUACGAUGGACCUCUGGAGAGCGAAGCAUCGGCUUCGGCUGCGAGCCACGCUUCUGCAAAUGGCUUGCACUCACCUCUGCAAUACACCAGUGGAGUCAGUCCUGGAACCUCCGUUGUCGACCUGCAAACCGCAUCCGGUAGCGGGCCGCCGACCCCCGGCAGUUCCGCCACUCCUGGACCUAGCGGCCAUCGCACGGGUGCCGGCAAUUUGGUCCGCUCUGCAUCAUCUUCAGGCAGCACUGCUCGAGACCUCUUGUCCCCCGCUUCCGGCCACCUCAUGACACCGCAACUCGGCAACAAUGGCGGCUACUUUCUCCCACGCAGUCCCAGCUAUACCACGCCGGCUUGGUCCAUCCCACAAGACGAUUUGUCACAGGAGCAGAAGCGGUUCGUCAGGCGAUGGUUUGUUCUGCGCGAACUGUUGGAAACCGAGAAAGCCUAUGCGUCUGACCUCGCUGUGGCUCGAGACAUCUACCUAGCUAGAGCCAAGAUGAGGGCCGGUAUUACGGCGCCUCUGUCGCCCUUGAGCGUUCGGUCUGCAAGCAUCUUUUCGCAGCUUGCCUCGCCCGAGCCAUCCACGCACAGCCGAUCCUCGCAGUCCCAUUUGCAGCAGCGUGGAGGCACACCCGCCGUUAGCCCUGGACCGAGUGUCCUUCCUGGUAGAAGCCCUUUGCCCCAAAGAGCGCUUUUCCGCAAUGCUUCAGCGGACGCUACUGUCAAUAAAGCCCUCGCCAGUCCGAGCUCGGUCAACCAAACAGCAUCGUCCGUUUCAUUGACGUCGAGCAAUCCAAGCAAUCGCUCUUCCAUGUUCACGGUGUCUUCGCAGAGCUCGCAGACCUCCGACGCAAGUCACUUCGCACUAUCGGGCCACCCAACAGCAGGACUGCCAUCCCAGUUUUCGAUCGAAGGCAAUGCCUUGUCGCCGGUAAUCGGACACAUCCCGAGCUCAGGCACGCCUAAUACCAUGCCCAACCCUGGCGCAUCGCCUCUUUCGUCCGCGCUUGCAACGCCGUCCAUCUCGACGCCGUCAGGGAUUCUGUCGCCUGGGUCCGCUGGUUCGGCGGACACCCUGCCGGCGGGAUCGCCCGAUGCCCCGUUCAGUGCAAGCGAUGUACGCAUUGUCUUUGCUCAGCUCGAGACAUGCGCUGCAUUUGCAGAUGAAAUGGUGGUCAUCCUUGAGGGCGCAGUUGGCAGAAUUUGCAGCGGAACGUCCGACGAAGCCUGCCAGCUGCUGGCUCAAGGCAAGGUCAUCGAGGAAUCAGAGACGGACCGAGUUGGGCAGGCGUUUCUCAAGCUCAUGCCACGCAUUGAGCAGGUCUACUCGGCCUACUGCUCGCGACACGAGGCGUCCAUGGCGAGGCUGCAGGAGCUGCUGACUACGCAACCUAAAGUCAGCGCUUUCCUUAGCGAAUGCACGCAGGCAGCACGGGCGUACACGAAUGCGUGGGAUCUGUCGUCUCUGCUGAUCAAACCGGUGCAGCGUGUGCUCAAGUAUCCCUUGCUCCUAUCGCAGAUUCUUGCGUCUACGAGCAGCAAGCACCCAGAUAUGGAGAGUCUGUCGGCAGCCUCGGUCGAGAUUCAGAAGGUGGCAGACAACAUCAACGAGGUCAAGAAACGCAAGGAUCUUGUGGAGCAAAUCGUGAGCGGCAGGGUCACCAAGCGCAGUACCAGUCAACGCAUGCAGCAUGGAGCCACAAAGAAGCUCUUGCGACGUCAGGAAAAGGUCAGAAAGCUUGUGGUUGGCCGAGCCGAAGAUGUGCUCGUCGAUGAUGGCCAGUACAAGGCUUUGGUCGCUCAGUUCCAGCAGCUGGAAAAGUCGACAAGUUCAUUUGCAAGGCGAUGCACAGCGUGGUCGUCGAGCAUCAAGGAUGCGCACCUGGCUCAGCUUCGUCUCCUCGACCAAUGGUGCAAUGCCUACGCCGUUGACGAGAUCACUGCCGGUACAGAAGCGGAAAACCGUCUUCGUACCUUUGUUCAGCUGAUCGAAGACACGUUGCUCGGCGAAUUUUGGGCACAACUAGACGUCGAGAUGAGCUCGAGCCUGAAGCCAGCCGUACACCGCAUCACAGCGCUGUUUGCCCUGCCGCAAUCGGUGAUCGCGAAGCGCGACGAUCGCGAGCCAGACUAUACUCGCUACCAAACCGAGAUCUCACGCGGUGGCUCCAAAGCGGUGGACAAGAAGCUCGCCGAGAGCGCAGCCGCCUUCGUUGCUCUCCACACGCAGCUAAUGGACGAACUGCCGCAGUUCAACUACGGCGUACAGACGUUGUUGGAUCUAUGCAUCGAGUCGCUCUCGCGCACACAAGCCUCGUACCAUCUACGCGUCCAUCGUGCCUUGAUCGGCUUCUGGCAGAGUCACGGACCCGAGGGUAACACGGACAUUGCGAACAACGCAGAGACGAAUGAAAGGUCGAUGCGGCACCUCAACCCGGUCAAGAUGUUCUGGCCUUUGCACAGCAGCAUUUCGGAGUUUGCUGAGUCGCUCGGUAUUGUCCGCGGGAUCGUUAGCGCCGGUGGCAGCGUUGGUGUUGACGAGCGGGCCUCUCGCUCGGCGUCUUUGAGCGUGGACAGCGAUUCGCUCGCAGCGGGCAACUUGAGUCCAUCGAGCACCACCCACUUUUCGCCGCUGCAGUGGUCUCGAGCGCUUCCCGAUGCCGAGUUCGCAUCCAGCGUGCCCGACGCGACUAGCAUGAGCCAGAAGAUCGAGUCGAUCACUGCAGCGGGGUCGGAAGAAAUGUUGGAUACCAUCGGUGCACGAGCGAGUCCGAGUCCGUUCGCCACUCCUCCUCUGGGAUCGCAUCGUGGCGCGUCGGCGUCGCCGCAGCUGCGUCAGCCGGCGUUGCUAGGAUCGCCAGCUCCGAUUGGAGCGGCUCCACUCGUGGGCGACUCUCAGCAACAGCAACAGCAGCAGUCGGCACUUCGCACGGCCAAGUCAGGCGGUGGUCUGAUUGGGCUUCUUCGGUCAGUGGGUAGUAGCUCGGCGGUGGGCUCACGCAAGAACUCGCAGUCGGCAGAUACAGCCCACGAGCUCUUCGUCGACGGUCUCAGCUCGGACCCACCUACACCCAUUAGCAAGGACACCCCGGCGGUAGGCGAUUCGGCCGCAGUUGGCGAGCCUGUUGCACCCCCCAAGCUGCCGGCUCUCACCUUCAACUCGGGCUUCUUCGGUCAGUCUGAUACCGUCUUCAACUCGGCAUCUGCACAAGGCCUGGAUGUGGAGGCGAACGAAGUGCCGUCCGACCCCAGCGCACCUGUAUCUGCUCGCCAAGAUGAGUCGGGGACGGCAGGUCAAGCCGCAAAGGUGAUGGGCACGGUGGCAGCGGUGGCAAACAGCCCCUCUGCCGCAUCGCGGGGUUCUGCGAGCAAGAAUGGAUAUCCGCUUGUUGAGUAUGCGGUGGGAGACCUGUUCAGGGUGGCUGACCACGACGAGGUGCAUCUCUUUGGGCAUUCUGAACACGGCGUUGCGGGAUGGGUGGAGCGCGAGAACUUUGAACCUCUGCCGUGA
Messenger RNA from Sporisorium graminicola, 6603 nucleotides. RefSeq lists its product as uncharacterized. The transcript is spliced from 2 exons. The record is from RefSeq and is a predicted model, not a curated record. Gene Ontology annotation, cellular component: cytoplasm. NCBI's taxonomy places the organism in Eukaryota, Fungi, Basidiomycota, Ustilaginomycetes, Ustilaginales, Ustilaginaceae. Gene Ontology annotation, molecular function: guanyl-nucleotide exchange factor activity; protein binding. Gene Ontology annotation, biological process: intracellular signal transduction. Bases 1 to 6603 code for a protein of 2200 amino acids.